Messenger RNA from Theobroma umbraticum, 10382 nucleotides. RefSeq names its product spatacsin carboxy-terminus protein. The record is from RefSeq and is a predicted model, not a curated record. NCBI's taxonomy places the organism in Eukaryota, Viridiplantae, Streptophyta, Magnoliopsida, Malvales, Malvaceae. Gene Ontology annotation, cellular component: cytoplasm.
CCUCAGACGAACCUUCAUAGUUCAAUGUACCUGUCGGCUUCGAUCAAAAAAACAAAAAAAAAAAGAAGGAGAAAUUCUCUCAAAUUCUCCAGAAAACGAAAAUAAAAAGAGAAAGAAAGAAACAAAAAGAAUCAAUCUCAUUACUGAGAGAAGUUCAUGCUCUUGCGAUUUGCGGAGAUACCGUUAAUCAUUUGAAGUAUCCGUUUUAACUUCUCCAGAAUGGAUCGUUCUGCUGGUGGUGAAGGUCCUGCUAUACUGCAGAUACAUAAAUGGGGUCCCUCAGAGUUGCAACUCAACCUCUCGGAAUUUCGUGAAGCCUUUAUAUCUCCAACAAGGGAGUUACUGUUAUUGCUUUCAUACCAGUGCCAAGCUUUGCUAGUUCCUCUGGUUACAGGGGACUCUGUGGAUUCUAAUGUUUCAGAAAGUUGUUAUGAUGAGGGUCCUCAAAAUUCAGAUUCAUCAGCUUGUAGAACUGAUUCAAAGGAUGAUAUUCCAUGUACUUCUGAAUCAGCAAUGGAUUCUGAUAAUGGUAUAUCUCUUGAAUGUAGAUUUUCAAGAUCUAAUAGUUACCCUUUUCUUUGUGAUGUAAACUCAUUGGCUUGGGGUGUGUGUGGGGAUACCUAUAAUCAGCACAAGGAUGGCCCAUUUAGAGAACUUCUUUUUGUGUCUGGCAGUCAAGGUGUGAUGGUGCAUGCAUUUUGUCAGCAUGAUAAUAGCAGUGUGCCCAGGGCAACUUCAGAGGGUGAGUUUAGGGAAGGGACAUGGGUUGAGUGGGGGCCUUCAUCUUCAUCAUUCCAAAAUAUCAAGGAAGAGGAGUCAAUUGAUUUGUCUUUUGAAUGCCCUGGAAAUGUUAUAGAUAAAAGCAGUGCUAAUGGACAGAGAGGAGUUCCAGACAAGACAAGUAAGAAAGCUGGGGUUGAUAAUUUGUCAGGAACUGCGACUUCAAAGAGGUGGUUGCAAUCAUUUUUCACUAAAGCUGAAACUAUUGAAUAUGAGGGUAGCAUUUGGACCAGGUUUCCUGAGACGUCAUCAUUUCCUUGCUCUGCGAAAGUUGUUUCUUUUCGUAUUUUUACUGGUAAUUUCCCAGUUCUGAGAUUUCUUUGUAAAGAGAACUCUUCAUCAAGUAAGGAGAGCUGCCUAGAGACGAUUGGGAAUUUAGAAAAUGGUUCCCAUGAAAACUUAGAGUUGUCUUCAUCAGAUAUUUGUUCUGAGACUUCAUACAAAUGCGCCAGAGUGUUCUCUGCCAAUUCACAUCAAUUAAUUGGAUUCUUUUUAACACUAAUGAACCCUGCAUCUGCCAAUACUAAUGAUGAAAGUGAGAAAAGCAGAUGUAAGAAUAUAAUUUUUGUUGCCCGAUUGAAUAGUUGGGGAAUUCAGUGGGUUUCUUUGGUGAAGCUUCAGGAAACUGUGAAUACAUGCCCACUGGUUGAGUGGAACGACUUCUGCCUUUCUGAUGAUUUUCUCAUUUGCCUCAAUGCUUCUGGCUUAGUGUUCUUUUAUAACGCAGUUUCUGGUGAGUAUGUUGCACAUCUUGAUAUUUUACAGACUUGUGGAUUAAACUGUCAGGUGACUUUGCCUGAACCAGAAAGUUCAACUCUAGAUGAUGAUAUGCACGGCAAGUCAUAUUAUCAGCAUGGUAGUUUAUUUGGUAGAAGAACAUUUAGGAGGCUACUUGUUGCAUCUUAUACAUCUCUCCUGGCUGUGAUCGAUGAAUGUGGUGUAGUAUAUGUGAUAUAUUCUGGUAACCAUUUACCAGACAAGUGUUACGCUUUUGACAAAUUGCUUCCACAUUAUAAACAUUUAGGACUUGGGAUGUUAGUUGGUUGGGAUGUUGGUGGUUGUGAUGUAAGCCAUCAAAGGAUAUUUUUUAAUUCUACACAUUCUUGUAAUUUAAAUAGUGCUUCCAAAAUGAAAGAAAGUGUUUCCUUUUAUGAUAAUAUUGGAAGCAAUUUGCUUCAGAAAAUCCAUGGCUGGAACCUUUAUGGAAAUAGGUGUCUGUGUGAUUCAGUCUUGAAUGGCUUUUCUGCUACUUCAAAAGUAACGGGUGAGAAAGUUCAUGAUUCGCAAACACAGUUCCACCUUAUGCGAAAGGUUUUUCUUCCAACAGAUAGAUAUAGUGAUGAUGACUGUAUCUGUUUUUCUCCUUUGGGGAUUACUCGGCUCAUUAAAAGGCAUAAUUUUAAGGAGCCCAAGAGUUCUCAAAUUGUUCAUUUUGACUUGCAUACAGACUCAGUAGUCCACGAUGACAGAUGCUUGAAUUCAGGAAGUGAAAAAUUUUCUCUCCAUGGGAGAGAAGAAGCUUGUAUUGGAGAAGCUGUUGGUUGUACAUUCCAGGGAUGCUUUUAUUUGGUGACUAAAGGUGGUCUUUCAGUGGUUCUUCCUUCUUUUUCAGUUUCACCAAAUUUCCUUCCUGUUGAAACCAUUGGUUAUCAGCAGCCAAGAAUUAGUACUGGCGUUGGAUGUCAAGCAAAAAAUACUCUGGGAAUGGAAGAGCCAAAAAUGUUCUUGUCGCCUUGCAAAGUUGAAAUUUUGGAUAGAGUUCUUCUCUAUGAAGGUCCUGAAGAGGCAGAUCGCUUAUGUCUGGAAAAUGGAUGGGAUCUGAAGUUUUCUCGGGUGCGUCGGCUGCAAAUGGCAUUGGACUACUUGAAAUUUGAUGAAGUAAAGCAAUCUUUGGAAAUGCUUGUGGGUGUCAACCUGGCAGAAGAAGGUGUUUUAAGAUUGCUUUUUGCUGCAGUUUAUCUUAUGUUUCGGAAAAAUGGCAAUGAUAAUGAGGUUUCUGCUGCAUCAAGGCUACUGCAAUUGGCCACCUGGUUCGCUACCAAAAUGAUCCGUGAAUAUGGAUUACUCCAGCGUAAAAGGGAUGCAUUCAUGUUGCAGGGCUUAGAUGGGAGCCGUCUCCUUGCUCUUCCUCCAGUUUUACCUGAUAAAGCACACAAUGAAAUGGGAUAUUCCGUAAGGCUUCGCGAGAUGGCUCAUUUUCUGGAGAUUAUUCGUAAUCUGCAAUCUCAACUCAGAGAAAAACUUAAAAAGCCAGGCCAAGGAUUGGUGGAUCAGGAGGAGCCACUAAGUAUAGUAGAUCCAAAUUCCUUGCAGGAAGAAUUUCAGUUUUCAACACCUUUAACGAUUUCAUUGGAGACAUUGAAUCAAUAUGACCUUCAGAUUCCUGCAUUGACCUUCCCAUCCAGCAAUAAUGAGAGGCUUGCUUUGGUUCCUGACAAUUCUCUGAGCUCUGAAGCUUAUUUGGACUCAGAGGAUUCAAGUGAGUCAUCUGCCCUUGUUUCACGAGGGGUAAUUUCAGGGAAGAAAAUUCUUCCCUCUGAAAAUCCCAAAGAGAUGAUUGCACGUUGGAAACUAGAUAAACUGGAUUUGAAAACUGUGGUAAAGGAUGCCUUACUCUCUGGUCGCCUCCCUUUAGCUGUUCUUCAACUGCAUCUUCGACGUUCAAGCGAAUUCACCUCUGACGAAGGGCCUCAUGAUACCUUCAAUGAAGUUAGUGACAUUGGAAGAGAUAUUGCUUAUGAUCUAUUUUUGAAGGGUGAAACUGGACUUGCUAUAGCAACAUUACAACGGCUUGGAGAGGAUGUUGAAGUCUGCCUCAAGCAGUUAUUAUUUGGCACAGUGAGGAGAAGUCUACGUAUGCAAAUUGCUGAAGAGAUGAGGAGAUAUGGUUACCUGGGAUCAGUUGAGUGGAAUGUAUUGGAGAGAAUAUCACUUAUUGAGAGGCUUUAUCCUAGCUGUAGUUUCUGGAAAACAUUUCUUGACCAUCAGAAAGGGCGCAUGCAAGUGACAUCAACUUUAAACUCACCAGGAGGGAUUCAUUUGUGCCUAUUGGAUUUUUUCAACCACUUAACAAUUGAGUGUGGUGAGAUUGAUGGAGUAGUUUUAGGUUCAUGGCCAAAUGUUAAUGAAAAUUCAUCUGAUCCUGCGCUUGAUCAAGAAAGUGCCCAUGCUGGAUACUGGGCUGCUGCUGCUGUGUGGUCCAAGGCCUGGGAUCAGAGAACCAUUGAUCGUAUAGUACUGGAUCAGCCUUUUGUAAUGGGUGUCCAUGUGUCAUGGGAGUCACAAUUGGAGUAUUAUAUAUAUCGUAAUGACUGGGAGGAAGUCUUCAAACUCUUAGACCUUAUUCCUACAUCUGUUUUAUCAAAUGGAAGCCUCCAAAUAGCUUUAGAUGGUUUCCAGCCUGCCUCAACUGUUGAAUGCAGUGGAUUUCCUGACUUUAGCAAUUAUAUUUGCUCUGUUGAAGAACUGGAUGCCAUAUGCAUGGAUGUUCCAGAUAUCAAAAUUUUGAGGUUGUCUUCCUCUGUUAUGUGUUCUACAUGGUUAAGGAUGCUCAUGGAGCAGGAGCUUGUAAAGAAACUGAUUUUUUUGAAGGACUACUGGGAAGGCACUGCAGAGAUAGUAUCUCUUCUUGCACGGUCAGGCUUUGUUACAAACAGUUAUAAGAUUUCAUUUGAAGAUAAUUCCAUUGAGAGAUCGUCAGAUCUACAUUUCUCAAACAGCAGUGAAAAUUUUCAAGAAGACACUGUGCAAGCUCUGGAUAAAUUACUUAUUCGCUACUGUGCACAAUAUAAUUUGCCAAAUCUUCUGGACCUUUACCUUGAUCAUCACAAGUUGGUUCUCAAUGAUGAUUUACUUUUUUCAUUACAGGAAGCUGCAGGAGAUUGUCAUUGGGCAAGAUGGUUGCUCUUAUCGAGGAUUAAAGGGCAUGAAUAUGAUGCAUCUUUUGCAAAUGCUCGUUCAAUAAUGUCAGAUAAUUUAGUUCUUGGUGGAAACCUCCGUGGUCAUGAAGUAGAUGAAGUAAUUCGUACUAUUGAUGAUAUUGCGGAAGGAGGUGGGGAGAUGGCAGCAUUAGCGACUCUAAUGUAUGCUGCUGCUCCAAUCCAGAAUUGCUUAAGUAGUGGGAGCGUUAACAGGCAUAAUAGCUCCACAGCUCAAUGCACAUUAGAAAAUUUGAGACCUACAUUGCAGCACUAUCCUACAUUGUGGCGCACACUUGUAUCUGGAUUUGGACAAGAUACAACUUUCAGUAACGUCAGUACCAGAGCAAAAAAUGCUUUAACAGAUUACCUAAAUUGGCGUGACAACAUUUUUGUCUCUACUGGACGUGAUACUUCACUACUACAGAUGCUGCCUUGCUGGUUUCCUAAGGCUGUGCGGCGGUUGAUCCAGCUUUAUGUGCAGGGUCCCCUUGGAUGGCAAACGCUUUCAGGUCUUCCUACUGGAGAAUCUUUGUUGGAUAGAGACAUUGAUUUUUACAUAAAUUCUGAUGAACAAACUGAGAUUAAUGCUAUCUCCUGGGAAGCAACUAUCCAGAAACAUGUUGAAGAGGAACUUUAUCACUCUUCACUUGAGGAUACUGGACUUGGGCUUGAACAUCACUUGCAUCGUGGACGUGCACUUGCAGCUUUUAAUCAUCUUCUCACUUCAAGAGUUGAAAAGUUGAAAAGAGAUGGGAGAUCCAGUGCUUCUGCACAGACAAAUGUUCAAUCAGAUGUCCAAACACUUCUUGCACCUAUAUCUGAGAGUGAAGAGUCUCUUCUUUCAUCUGUCAUGCCCUUUGCCAUUACCCAUUUUGAAGACACUGUAUUAGUGGCAUCAAGUGUUUUUCUUUUGGAGCUUUGCGGUUCAUCAGCCAGCAUGCUCCGAGUAGAUGUAGCUGCAUUGAGAAGGAUAUCUUUCUUUUACAAAGCCAUUGAAAAUAAGGAGAAGUUUACGCAACUUUCCCCUAAGGGUUCUGCAUUUCAUGCUGCAUCACAUGAUGACAAUGUUAUGGAGUCUCUAGCUCGAGCACUUGCUGAUGAAUGUAUGCAUGGGGAUAGUUCAAGGAAUUCUAAGCAAAAAGGAUCUCUAAUCUCAGUUUCUAGUAAACAGCCUUCACGAGCUCUUGUGCUUGUCCUACAGCAUUUAGAGAAGGCUAGUCUUCCGCUGUUGGUGGAGGGAAAGACAUGUGGAUCUUGGCUGUUGACUGGUAAUGGUGACGGCACUGAAUUGAGAUCUCAACAAAAAGCUGCAAGCCAGUACUGGAGUUUAGUCACUGUCUUCUGUCAGAUGCAUCAGCUUCCCUUGAGCACAAAAUAUCUUGCUGUAUUAGCAAGAGACAAUGACUGGGUUGGAUUUUUGAGUGAAGCUCAGAUAGGAGGGUACUCAUUUGACACAGUGUUCCAAGUUGCAUCAAAGGAAUUCAGUGAUCCUCGUCUUAAGAUUCAUGUACUGACAGUUUUGAAAAGCAUGCAAUCAAAAAAAAAAUCUAGCUCCCAAUCAUACUUGGGUACUUCUGUGAAAAGGAGUGAAAGUCCCUUUACAGAGGAAAAUGUAUAUAUCCCCGUUGAACUCUUUAGAGUUUUAGCCGAUUGCGAGAAGCAGAAAAACCCUGGAGAGUCCCUAUUGCUAAAAGCAAAGGACUUUUCCUGGUCUAUUUUGGCCAUGAUUGCAUCAUGCUUUCCAGAUGUGUCUCCACUGUCCUGCUUAACAGUUUGGCUGGAAAUAACUGCAGCCAGGGAAACUAAAUCCAUCAAGGUGAAUGACAUAGCUUCGCAGAUAGCAGAUAAUGUUGCAGCAGCUGUAGAAGCUACCAAUUCCUUGCCAGCUGGCAGCAGAGCACUUUCAUUUCACUACAAUCGGCGGAGUCCAAAACGUAGGCGGCUUUUGGAAUCCAUAUCUAGGACUCCCUUGUCUGAGACAUCUGAUAGUGCAACAAGAAUAUUUUCCGAUGAGGGCAGUAUUGCCGGGGAAGAUAGAAAUGUUGAACUUGGUGAACAGAUUAAUGUUUCAAGUGAUCUUAAUGAAGGUCCAGCUUCUCUGACCAAGAUGGUUGCAGUGCUUUGUGAGCAACGCCUCUUUCUGCCUUUACUAAGAGCAUUUGAAAUGUUCCUCCCUUCGUGUUCUUUACUUCCAUUUAUCCGGGCUCUUCAGGCAUUUUCACAAAUGCGUCUGUCUGAAGCUUCAGCACAUCUUGGUUCGUUUUCUGCGAGAAUUAAGGAGGAACCAAGUCAUUUACAGACAAAUAUUGGUAGAGAAUGCCAGAUUGGAAUAUCAUGGAUUAGUUCCACUGCUAUAAAAGCUGCUGAUGCUACACUUUCAACUUGUCCAUCUCCUUAUGAAAAGAGGUGCCUACUGCAACUUCUUGCUGCUGCUGACUUUGGAGAUGGAGGCUCUGCGGCAGCUUACUAUCGACGACUUUAUUGGAAAAUUAAUCUAGCAGAGCCUUCUUUGCGUAAAAAUGAUGGUCUGCACCUCGGGAAUGAGACUCUAGAUGAUUCUUCCCUUCUAACAGCACUAGAAGAGAACAGGCAGUGGGAGCAAGCACGCAACUGGGCUAGGCAGUUGGAGGCAAGUGGUGGACCUUGGAAGUCUACUGUUCACCAAGUUACUGAAACUCAGGCUGAGUCCAUGGUAGCUGAAUGGAAAGAAUUCCUUUGGGAUGUCCCUGAAGAGAGAGUUGCUUUAUGGGAUCACUGCCAGACGCUAUUCAUCAGAUAUUCCUAUCCUGCUUUACAGGCGGGGUUGUUUUUCCUUAAGCAUGCAGAAGCAGUGGAGAAAGAUCUUCCAGCAAGUGAGCUUCAUGAAAUGUUGCUGCUUUCUCUUCAAUGGUUAAGUGGGAUGAUAACCCAGUCCAAACCUGUUUAUCCUUUACAUCUUCUGCGAGAAAUUGAGACUAGAGUAUGGCUUUUGGCCGUGGAAUCUGAAGCUCAAGUGAAAAGUGAAGGAGAGAUCAGUUUAACAAGUUCUAGCCGGAACCCUGUCACAGGGAAUAGUUCCAACAUUAUCGAUAGAACUGCUAGCGUAAUAACAAAGAUGGACAAUCAUAUUGAUUUAAUGAAUAGUAGAACUGUAGAGAAAUAUGAUGCAAGAGAAGUACACCACAGAAAUCAAGCAUUAGACUCCAGCUCUUCUACAGUGACAAUUGGGAGUUCGAAGACAAAACGGAGGGCCAAAGGCUAUGUGCCAUUGAGAAGGCCACUGGUGGACACAGUAGAAAAGGGCCUUGAGCCUGAAGAUAGUUCCAAUCCUCCCAACCUUAGAAAUGACUUCCAGUUGCAAGAUGAAGGCUUUAGAAUUGAAAUAUCUUCUCCUAAGUGGGAGGAGAGGGUUGGACCUGCAGAACUUGAAAGGGCUGUUCUAUCCUUACUGGAGUUUGGACAAAUAACGGCUGCCAACCAACUCCAACAGAAGCUGUCUCCAGGACAGAUGCCUUCUGAAUUCAUCCUAGUGGAUACUGCUUUGAAACUUGCUUCAAUGUCCACUCCUACCAGUGAAAGACCAAUAGCAAAGCUUGAUGAGGAAUUUCUUUCUGUUAUUCAGUCAUACAAUAUACCAACUGCUCAGCAUCUCAUCUACCCACUGCAGGUCUUGGAGACUUUAGCAGCUGUUUUCACUGAAGGUAGUGGGCGUGGGUUAUGUAAGAGAAUAAUAGCGGUUGUCAAAGCUGCAAAAGUCUUGGGUCUUUCAUUUUUGGAGGCAUUUGGCAAGCAGCCUGUUGAAUUGCUACAGCUACUCUCUCUUAAAGCACAAGAAUCUUUUGAAGAAGCAAAUCUCCUUGUGCAAACUCAUGUUAUGCCAGCUGCUAGUAUUGCUCAAAUUCUUGCAGAAUCCUUUCUAAAGGGUUUAUUGGCUGCUCAUCGUGGGGGAUAUAUGGAUUCUCAGAAAGAAGAAGGCCCGGCUCCUCUAUUGUGGAGAUUUUCAGAUUUCUUGAAGUGGGCCGAACUGUGUCCUUCUGAACCAGAAAUUGGCCAUGCAUUGAUGCGUUUAGUGAUUACUGGACAAGAAAUACCGCAUGCCUGUGAGGUUGAGCUUCUUAUUCUUUCCCACCAUUUCUACAAAUCAUCAGCAUGCCUUGAUGGAGUUGAUGUUCUUGUAGCCCUUGCUGCAACCCGGGUUGAAGCUUAUGUUUCUGAGGGUGAUUUUGCAUGUUUGGCUCGCUUGAUAACUGGAGUUGGAAAUUUCCAUGCUCUUAAUUUCAUUCUUGGCAUUCUCAUAGAAAAUGGUCAAUUGGAUCUACUUCUUCAGAAGUAUUCCACUGCUGCAGACACAAAUGCAGGCACUGCUGAGGCUGUCAGAGGAUUUCGAAUGGCUGUUCUGACAUCAUUGAAGCAUUUUAACCCUUACGACCUUGAUGCAUUUGCUAUGGUUUAUAACCACUUUGACAUGAAGCAUGAAACAGCUGCUCUGCUGGAGUCACGAGCGGAGCAAGCUUCCUUGCAGUGGUUUCAACGUUAUGACAGAGACCAGAAUGAAGAUCUCCUGGAAUCAAUGCGCUACUUCAUUGAAGCUGCUGAAGUGCACUCUUCAAUUGAUGCUGGCAAUAAAACACGCAGGGCUUGCGCCCAGGCUUCCCUUGUCUCUCUUCAAAUACGAAUGCCAGAUUCCAAGUGGCUCAACCUGUCUGAAACAAAUGCUAGGCGAGCACUAGUUGAGCAAUCACGUUUCCAAGAGGCUCUAAUAGUUGCAGAAGCCUAUGGUCUUAAUCAGCCGACAGAAUGGGCCCUAGUACUUUGGAAUCAGAUGCUCAAUCCAGAGCUGACAGAAGAGUUUGUGGCUGAAUUUGUGGCUGUGCUUCCUCUUCAGGCAUCUAUGCUUAUUGAACUGGCAAGAUUCUAUAGGGCUGAGGUAGCAGCCAGAGGUGAUCAGUCCCAAUUCUCAGUUUGGCUCACUGGUGGAGGGUUGCCCGCAGAAUGGGCCAAAUACCUUGGGAGAUCAUUUAGAUGCUUGUUGAAGAGGACUAGGGAUUUGAGGUUACAGUUGCAGCUGGCUACUGCUGCUACUGGGUUCGCUGAUGUGGUGGAUGCCUGCAUGAAGGCCUUGGAUAGGGUCCCUGACACUGCAGCGCCACUUGUUUUGAGGAAAGGGCAUGGUGGGGCUUACCUCCCAUUAAUGUAAAAAACAUGGUUGUUAGUGAGAGUAUGAUUUUGGCAGAGGCUGGCUGAUGAUUAUUCCGAUGGUUAAGACUUGAUUGAUAGGAUGAUGAUGAUGCUCAUGAAUCCAAGGAUAGUUUCCUAGUAUUGCCACUUUACAAUCAUCACUGAAGAACGUGUGCCAUGGCAAGAUAUGGAAGUUGUUGGUAAGCUGCGGAGCUUGGGAUGAUCUUUUUGUUAUAUAAACAUUGAUUGGACAAAACUCAGAACUAGGAUGCGGAAAAAAAAGUGAUUGAAGAGUGUAUUUUAGAUUUAGAUUAGGGGUUUCCAUUGCAAUUAAAAUGUUGUAUGAUGGUUUGGUUCAUUUGUUCCAUUUUAUUUUUUUGGGAAAUAUCUUGUUCCAGUUAACAAAUUAGGGUAGGCAGGCUGUAGAUGCCAUUGGAUGAAUAUUAGGGGGCAAGGGUCCAUAUCAUUUUUGUAAGAAAUGUACAGUUUGUCCAUUCUUUUUCCAAUAUAUAGUUCAUUUGCCAA